AUGGAUCCAGAAUUGAAGCUGCCUCAGCUGCCGUCUCUUGUUAUCAUCAUCGCUUCGAAUGUUUUAUUGCAGAUCUCUUUCUUCAUCAUCGUGUCGUCGUCCAACGACUAUGCGAUUCACCUGGGAGGCAAUUCUACGUUCUCUGGUGUGGUCAUCGGUAUACCUACCGUCUUUUCUGCAAUUGCUUUAGUACCUUUGUUGAAGUACGAUGGAGGAGGGUACAGGCUGCCGCUUCACGUUAGCUGUGCAGCAUCCAUCGUUGGACUGCUAUUGUAUGCCCUGGCAUACCCAGUGGACUACCUCUACCUCAUCCUUCUCGGGCGUAUCGUCAACGGGAUCGGCUUCUCCAUGUGGAUGUACUGCAAGCGCUACUGCUCAGACCCACGCAUCGUCGGGGUCCGCCGUCGGACAACCCUAGCCAGUUGGCUCGUCAUGGGCCAAGGAGUGGGCAUGACCCUUGGUCCAUUCGUCGGUGGACUGCUAUACAAGGAGGUCGGAUUUUCGAACAAAUGGUUCAAUGGGUUCACGAGUCCUGCGUGGAUAAUGGUCGGUAUCUGGGUGUUAUUCUGGGGAGCGGUGCAGAGGUGGUACAAGGAUCCUGUUGACGAGCAGUCCAGAGCUGGAAACAGCUCGGUAGAGCAGGCCGUGGAGGAUAUUCCGAUGACUGUGAUGUCUUCAACUGAAAAGACGCCUUCAGAGGCAACGUCUCAUCCUUCAUUGGCUUCUCGUCACCAUCCCGUCCCUGCCUCCGAGUCACCCGUGCCGUCAAUCCCCCCUCCAGCUCGCCGACGACUUUCUUCGUCUCAAUGGGCCGUCUCCAUAUGCAUGUGCUGGUUUGCAAUGACUUGUUUCUUCAUCCUUGGAGCCUGGGAAGCCAAUAUACCGGUGUUUGGUUCGUCCUCAGUCUCGAAUCUGCACUGGACACCGUUUUCCUCAGGAAACUACAUUGCCCUCGGCGGUCUGACGACAUUCCCAUUCCUUCUGCUCAAUGUUAUAUAUGCUCGCCGUUAUCAAGACCGAACUACCCUAGCGCUCGGCUCUGCGCUCGGGAUGGUCUCGCUUAUAGUCUUCAUUGCACUAUUAGAGGCAAAUGACGACCGUGUUCAUGCUGCCGCUGUGGUGGUAUGUUGGUGGGCGGUCGCUCUUGGGUUCAACUUGGCAAGUACGGUCACGUUGAGUUUGUUGAGCAAACAGACGCCAGGAGAUUGGAAUAAUUGGACGUCUUUGGCGAUUCAGUACAGCAAUUACACGGGAAGAGUUACAGGUGCUGUCUGGGGAGGAAGUGGAGUCGCUGUCGGAAUGGCAAACUAUGUUGGGUUGGAGAUUGCGCUAGUUGGUAUCGGUGGUGUGCUGUUCACGUCGUUUUGGAAGGAUCUCAAGGCAAAAGUUGGUUAA
This is a messenger RNA of Desarmillaria tabescens, 1395 nucleotides long. Its product is annotated as major facilitator superfamily domain-containing protein. Gene Ontology annotation, cellular component: membrane. Gene Ontology annotation, biological process: transmembrane transport. NCBI's taxonomy places the organism in Eukaryota, Fungi, Basidiomycota, Agaricomycetes, Agaricales, Physalacriaceae. Gene Ontology annotation, molecular function: transmembrane transporter activity. The coding region runs from base 1 to 1395 and encodes 464 amino acids. The record is from RefSeq and is a predicted model, not a curated record. The transcript is spliced from 3 exons.